GAGUAUUUCUACCAGGUCCAGCGUUCAGGGGAGCAGUAUUUCUGAUAACACUUGUUAGUGCAUCGUAGUUCAUAUUAGUGCAUUUUCACAUUAAUUUAGUCUAAACGAUGACCCAUUACGAAGAAGUAAAUGUCCGCGGGUAUGAUGAAUUCUGUCAGGCUGUGUCUGAAAGAAAAGGAAAAGAUAUUUAUGCUUAUUUCUCUGGCGAUAAAGACGCCCAAGGAAAGAGCUGGUGUCCAGACUGUGUGAAAGCUGAGCCAGUUGUUAGAGGAGAGAUGGCUCAUCUUCCUGAGGGUUCUGUCUUCAUCUACUGUCAAGUUGGAGAACGGGCCUAUUGGAAGGAUCAAAGUAAUGCCUUCAAGAAGACACUGAAGUUGAGUGGAGUUCCCACUCUGCUGCGAUAUGGCACUGUAAGAAUAACUUCUAUUGGCUUGACUGUUUUAUUGACAUGGAUUAGCCUAAGAUGAGACGUACUAUAAAUG
Micropterus salmoides (largemouth bass) is the source of this 482-nucleotide messenger RNA. RefSeq names its product thioredoxin domain-containing protein 17-like. The record is from RefSeq and is a predicted model, not a curated record. Gene Ontology annotation, molecular function: protein-disulfide reductase [NAD(P)H] activity. The transcript has 3 exons. Lineage: Eukaryota; Metazoa; Chordata; Actinopteri; Centrarchiformes; Centrarchidae. Gene Ontology annotation, cellular component: cytosol. The coding region runs from base 108 to 467 and encodes 119 amino acids.